AUGCCGCUUAAAAUCUUGAAAGGUGCGACACUAGAGAAGUCCAAUUUUUCCAUUGGUGGAAGCUCUCGAGUAAGUUCAUCGGUGGUAGCCGAGACAAGUUGUGUCUCGGAACUCAGUCCCACCUUCCCCACAUUCUUUCUCUUCUUUGGUGGAGAUUCGAUUUCGGACACCGGAAAUUUGAUCCGUGAGAGGCGGGUGGGGCCCGCCACGGUCUACACACGCCUACCCUACGGCCAAGACUUCUUCCACAGGACACCCACCGGCCGUUGCUCCAAUGCAAGAGCUGCGGGGCUUCCUCUUCUGCACCCGUACAAGGACCCGAACGGGGAAUUCAGCCACGGGGUCAACUUUGCUGUGGCGGGGUCCACGGCCUUACGGUCCGACACACUGGCUGCCAUGCGUGUAUUCUCGCGGGGAACAAGGAGCUCUCUCGACGUCCAGUUGGGCUGGCUGUCGACAUAUCUCAACUCGACAUGCACUGAUCAUAGAGAUUGUGUGGAGAAAGUCCAGAAUGCGCUCUUCAUGGUCGGUGAAAUUGGGGGAAACGACUACAAUUUCGCAACAUUUCAGGCGAAGAAGUCGAUGGACGAGCUGAGGCGCAUGGUGCCUCGGGUGGUCGAAGCCAUUCUCAAUGGUGUUAGGGUAAGUUGUCCUAAUUAA
This is a messenger RNA of Striga hermonthica, 660 nucleotides long. The record is from the annotation of a GenBank genome assembly. NCBI's taxonomy places the organism in Eukaryota, Viridiplantae, Streptophyta, Magnoliopsida, Lamiales, Orobanchaceae.